AUGCCUAUUCUCUCCAGAGGCAGUGACCAAGACUAUAGUAACGUUAGCUACAAUUCUUGUAAUUCCUUGACCCACUUCUUUCCUGUCUCCGUUGAAACCCCUUCUGUCAAAGGGGUCCAUUACCAGAGAGCCAGGAGGAUUUACCAUCCUGAUCAAGUCUCUGCAGUCGAUCUAAAGACAGAGAUCAUGAUAAAUGUUGGAGGCAUCAAGUACCUGCUACCUUGGAGUACUUUAGAUGAAUUUCCCCUGACCAGACUGAGCAAACUUAAGUUUUGCAGCAGCUAUGAAGAAAUAAUUCAGCUGUGUGAUGAUUACGAUGAAGACACCCACGAGUUCUUCUUUGACAGGAACCCCAAUGCUUUUGGGAUGAUUGUCAGCUUUCUAGCAGCAGGGAAGCUGAUGCUCUUAAGCGACAUGUGUGCCUUGUCUUUUCAGGAGGAGCUGAGAUACUGGGGGAUUGAGGAAUCCAACCUGGAGAACUGCUGCUUUCGAAAACUAUUUCAAAAACUGCAGGAGUUGGCCGAGGUACGCAAAGAAGAGGAGCUUCGGAGGAGCAAAGAAGCUACAUGUGUCUUGGAUGAGAAAACCAAAUUUGGACAGUUUAUGAACAGACUCAGAGAUAUGGUAGAAAAUCCCCAGUCAGGACUCCCAGGCAAAGUCUUUGCUUGUCUCUCCAUUCUCUUUGUGGCCACCACAGCUAUAAGCCUUUGUGUUAGCACAAUGCCAGACUUAAGAGCUGAAGAAGACAGGGGCGAGUGUUCCCAGAAGUGCUAUUACAUCUUCGUCAUAGAGACCAUCUGUGUGGCUUGGUUUUCCCUGGAGUUCUGCCUCCGAUUCAUUCAGGCAAGGAGCAAAUGUCAGUUCUUCAAAGGACCCCUAAAUAUAAUUGACUUUGUGGCUAUUUCGCCCUAUUACGUUUCCCUCAUCUUCUCAGAAGAUGACUCAAAUGAGGAGGAUGACAGGCCAAGCAGCAACACAUAUUUGGAGAAGGUUGGUUUGGUGCUACGGGUUUUACGUGCCUUGAGGAUCUUGUAUGUAAUGCGCCUUGCCCGACAUUCCUUGGGCUUGCAGACUUUGGGCCUCACAGUUCGGAGAUGCACACGGGAAUUUGGCCUGCUUUUACUCUUCUUGUGUGUGGCUGUCACUCUGUUUUCUCCUUUGGUCUAUCUUGCCGAGAAUGAAUCUGGGAAGGUGCUUGAAUUUACAAGCAUACCUGCUUCUUACUGGUGGGCUAUCAUUUCAAUGACCACUGUGGGGUACGGAGAUAUGGUACCACGGAGCGUCCCAGGCCAGAUGGUGGCUCUCAGCAGCAUCCUCAGUGGGAUUCUCAUCAUGUCUUUUCCUGCAACAUCAAUAUUCCACACUUUCUCCCAUUCCUACUCGGAGUUGAGAAAGGAACAUGAACGACUACAAUCUCGGCUAAACAGAGUAAAAAAUGCCAAUCAGUCUGGUGAAAGUGACACCUUCAAUGAGACAGACAGCUUGAUCCUGGAGGAUCAAGCAUCACCAAUCAAAUACAUUUACACAGGGAACUAA
This is a messenger RNA of Haliaeetus leucocephalus (bald eagle), 1536 nucleotides long. RefSeq names its product potassium voltage-gated channel, subfamily G, member 4 (gene KCNG4). Lineage: Eukaryota; Metazoa; Chordata; Aves; Accipitriformes; Accipitridae. The transcript is spliced from 2 exons. The coding region runs from base 1 to 1536 and encodes 511 amino acids. The record is from RefSeq and is a predicted model, not a curated record. Gene Ontology annotation, biological process: protein homooligomerization; potassium ion transmembrane transport. Gene Ontology annotation, cellular component: voltage-gated potassium channel complex; membrane. Gene Ontology annotation, molecular function: delayed rectifier potassium channel activity.